Diatraea saccharalis (sugarcane borer) is the source of this 720-nucleotide messenger RNA. NCBI's taxonomy places the organism in Eukaryota, Metazoa, Arthropoda, Insecta, Lepidoptera, Crambidae. The record is from the annotation of a GenBank genome assembly.
AUGAUUCGAGAUCCGCCGGCCAUGCACAAACCUGAAAAUAAUAACAGUCAACAAGAUGAGAGUAAAUAUGGACUCAACAGCAGCGUAUCUACUAACACGGGGAGCGCCAGGCUGUGCGCACAGUGCGGCAAAGUCAUCACCGAGAGGUUCCUGCUGAAAGCCAUGGAGCGUUUCUGGCACGAAGACUGCCUGAAAUGCGGCUGCUGCGACUGUCGCCUAGGUGAAGUCGGGUCCAAGCUUUAUUACAAAGCGGACCUCAUGCUCUGCAAGAGAGACUACCUUAGGUUAUUUGGUGCCACAGGCAACUGUGUCGCGUGCAACAAAGUCAUUCCCGCCUUCGAAAUGGUUAUGCGAGCCAAGAGUUUCGUUUACCACUUAGAAUGUUUCGCCUGUCAACAAUGCAAUCACAGGUUCUGCGUGGGAGAUAGAUUCUACCUGUGUGAUAAUAAGAUCCUUUGCGAGUACGACUAUGAAGAAAGAUUAGUAUUUGCCAGUAUGGCUGCCAAUCCAAGUGGACUAGCUCAUAUCCGACGGCAAGUCAGUGGACUACAGUCGCCUAGUGGUGCGUACGUGGGUGGAGCUGGAGGUUGCGGAGCUGUAGCGGCCGGAGCGGGGGCAGCAUUAGUGGACAAAGACGGUGGUGGUUGCGCGGGCGCUGAUGAUGCGUCUAGCGGAUAUGGCAGCCCACCCGACCCCGAUGUAUGCGAUGCUGCGCGAUGA